This is a messenger RNA of Lacerta agilis (Sand lizard), 3098 nucleotides long. It is a transcript of the gene PRDM4, whose product is annotated as PR/SET domain 4. Lineage: Eukaryota; Metazoa; Chordata; Lepidosauria; Squamata; Lacertidae. Gene Ontology annotation, cellular component: nucleus; cytoplasm. Gene Ontology annotation, molecular function: histone methyltransferase binding; DNA-binding transcription factor activity, RNA polymerase II-specific; RNA polymerase II cis-regulatory region sequence-specific DNA binding. Gene Ontology annotation, biological process: regulation of transcription by RNA polymerase II; transcription by RNA polymerase II; cell fate commitment. The coding region runs from base 1 to 2418 and encodes 805 amino acids. The record is from RefSeq and is a predicted model, not a curated record. The transcript is spliced from 11 exons.
AUGAAUGAAAUGAGCCUGAACCCUGUAGGGAUGGAGCAGCUGACGGCUUCCUCUGUGAGCAAUGCCCUGACUGUCUCGGGAAGCCACUUAGGGUUGGCUUCCUCACCAACACACAAUACCAUAGCAGCACCAGGAUUACCAGUUGCAAUUCCAAAUUUGGGGCCCUCCUUACCUUCUGCUCUGUCCCUGAUGCUUCCAAUGGGCAUUGGGGAUCGGGGAGUGAUGUGUGGAAUACCAGAGAGAAACUAUACCCUACCUCCACCGCCAUACCCUCACCUGGAGAGCAGCUACUUCAGACACAUUCUACCUGGUCUUUUAUCUUAUUUAGCUGACAGACCUCCACCUCAGUACAUCCACCCCAACAAUAUAAAUGUUGAUAGUAAUCCAGCUUUAUCUGUCUCCAACAACCCUUCAGGCCUAGAUCCCUACCAGCCCAAUGGAACGGUGGGUCUCGAACCAGGCAUUGUCUCCAUGGAUUCCCGCUCAGUGAACACACACAGCACCCAAAGCUUGCAUCCCAACGACAGCCAUGAGGUAGCUCUGGAUACCACAAUCUCCAUGGAAAGUGUUUCGAGGGUUACCAGCCCAAUCUCUACUGACAGGAUGGCUGAGGAACUUACAAUGAGUGAUGUGGCUGGGGAUCAUUCACAGAUUGCAAAUGGAAGCCAUAGUCAUGAGCCUCUAGCUGUGGAUAGCAGCUUAGCCACAGACACUGUAGGUCAUAAUGGCGUCCUCCCUAUUCAUGGUAGCAGCUUGGAGCUUCCUGUUGUUAUGGAGCCUGACCACAUUGCAGGCCGUGUCAGUGGUCUAUCUGACAGGACGCUUGGCGACUCCAUUCAUGCGGUGGCCAUGAACAGCAAUUCUGUGAGUGUGGCACUUUCUACCUCACACAACCUCACAUCCCUGGAAUCUGUCUCCUUACAUGAAGUGGGUCUCGGUUUGGAGCCUGUGACCUCCAUAAGCCAAGAAGUAGCCAUGGGACAAACUCAUGUGGAUGUCUCCCCGGACAACCUUUCCUUUGUGCCGUCAUCGCUGCAGCUGGAGGACUCCAAUUCAAACAAGGAGAACAUGGCUACCUUGUUUACCAUAUGGUGCACACUCUGCGACAAGGCCUACCCAUCUGAUUGUCCAGAUCACGGGCCUGUGACCUUUGUUUCAGACACCCCAAUCGAGAGCCGAGCCAGGCUUUCUCUCCCGAAACAGCUUGUCAUCCGCCAGUCUCUCAUGGGAGCCGAAGUUGGUGGGCAGUAUUGUCAGUUAUCAACAUGUCUUGGAUCUUCCUCCUUGGGUGUGUUGGCUAGAGAAACUAUUCCUGUACGCACUUGCUUUGGACCCCUCAUUGGGCAGCAGAGCCACUCCAUGGAAGUAGCAGAUUGGACAGACAAAGCUGCCAAUCACAUUUGGAAGAUGUACCACAACCAUGUCCUGGAGUUCUAUAUCAUCACAACUGAUGAAAAUGAAUGUAACUGGAUGAUGUUUGUGCGGAAAGCCAGGAAUCGGGAAGAACAAAAUCUGGUGGCUUAUCCUCAUGAUGGAAAGAUUUACUUCUGCACCUCACGUGAUAUCCCUCCAGAGCAUGAGCUUCUAUUUUACUAUAGUCGAGAUUAUGCCAGACAGAUCGGUGUUCCUGAGCAUCCUGAUGUGCACACUUGUCACUGUGGAAAAGAAUGUGCUUCCUACACAGAAUUCAAGGCCCACCUGAGUAGUCACAUCCACAGCCACUUCCCCAGCCAGGGGCACAGCAGCAACCAUGGACCAGGCCACAGUAAGGAGAGAAAGUGGAAAUGCUCCAUGUGUCCUCAAGCUUUCAUCUCACCUUCUAAGCUUCAUGUUCACUUCAUGGGGCACAUGGGCAUGAAGCCACACAAGUGUGAUUUCUGUAGCAAAGCCUUUAGUGACCCUAGCAAUCUUCGUACACACCUCAAAAUACACACAGGUCAGAAGAAUUAUCGCUGUGCUCUCUGUGAAAAGUCCUUUACUCAGAAGGCCCACCUGGAGUCUCACAUGGUUAUCCAUACAGGGGAGAAAAACCUCAAGUGUGAUUACUGUGACAAACUCUUCAUGCGACGGCAAGAUCUCAAACAGCAUGUGCUCACACAUACCCAAGAACGCCAGCUUAAAUGUCCCCAAUGUGAGAAGCUGUUCUUGAGGACAAACCAUCUAAAGAAACACUUAAAUUCUCAUGAAGGAAAGCGGGACUAUGUCUGUGAAAAAUGCUCCAAGGCUUAUUUAACAAAAUAUCAUCUCACUCGUCACCUAAAAAUCUGUAAAGGACCAACCUCCAGUCUCUCAGCCCAGGAAGAUGACGAGGAUGAUUCUUCAGAGGAAGAGGAAUUGAUAAACUCUGUAAGGAGUGACACCUGUAGGCUUAAUACGAACAUGUAUGUGACAAAUGACGCACUCUCUUGCCACAAAUAAGAAAUGGAGGACUUAAAAUAUAAAUCGACUCGGCUUCCUAAAAUCAUGUUUAUUACACUACAGUGAAUUUCUGGGCAAGGACCAGAUCUCAUCCCCUUAUGAUAAUGGUGUAUGCACUCAGAGGUUUCAAAGAAGCAUAAAAACAAAAUUAUCACCUAUCCACUUCAACCAAAUCACCAGUAGCAGUUUCCACACUUGAAGUGCAAUGCAUGACUUAAGAAAAAAACUGGCAGAUAAACCUCUGUAUUCUAGUCAGCUGCUUGGAACAAGAGCAGAUACCCUCAUUUACAGUUAAUAAAUUUGAUUUGUAUCCCAUCACAGCAGAACAGUGCCCUGACCCCCCCCCCCCCGGUGAUGUAUACAUUAGUUUGGGCUCAAUAUGAACUUACUUAAAUCAAUAUUCAUUGUACACCAAUGAAUUGCCCAUGUAUUAUGACAACUAGUAUUUGCAUAUGAGACUGUUAAUAUACAGUAUGGGAUCAAUAGAGGAAAGCAUGCUUAUAAUGCAGAUUUGGUUUUAGCAUGAGCCAGCAAUUUGCUGUAUAUAGUGCCAUAUGGUAUUACCUGUAUGGUUACUAAUAACCAUGUAUUUUGGGGAGUUCUGCUGCUAAUAUAUUUAUGGAAUGAAGAUUAAUUUAAAAUCUGUUUCCUUAUGGAAAAAUUAAAACACUGCUUUUUAA